Passer domesticus (house sparrow) is the source of this 3574-nucleotide messenger RNA. RefSeq names its product TraB domain containing 2A (gene TRABD2A). Gene Ontology annotation, biological process: negative regulation of Wnt signaling pathway. The transcript has 7 exons. Gene Ontology annotation, molecular function: metalloendopeptidase activity. Gene Ontology annotation, cellular component: membrane. Bases 236 to 1759 code for a protein of 507 amino acids. The record is from RefSeq and is a predicted model, not a curated record. NCBI's taxonomy places the organism in Eukaryota, Metazoa, Chordata, Aves, Passeriformes, Passeridae.
GCUGGAGGGCUUGGCCGGGGGACGGGGCUGCUCCUGCGAGAGCUGUCGGGUUGAAUCGGACGGCCAAAACAAAAACGUAACAGGGAGCAGGAAGAAAAAAAAAAUAGGCUAAAGACGUCAAAAAAAAAAGAAAAAAGAAAGAAAAUAAAUAAGUAAAACGGGAGGUGCGGAAGCACGGAAAGGUGGUGGGGGGACAAAACAGAAACCGCAGGGGGACGCGGUGCGCAGCGCGGCGAUGGUGCACCCCGGCGGGCUGUGCCGCCUGCCGCUGCUGCUGCUGCUGCUGCUGCUGCAGGGCUCCCUCCUCCUGCUGGCCACAGCCCGGCACGGCCGCGCCGCCGCCUGCCCGCUCCGCAGAAAGCAAAAUGAGCUGAACUCCUUCCUGUGGACAAUCAAGAGAGAUCCCCCAUCUUAUUUCUUUGGCACCAUCCAUGUCCCAUACACGCGUGUCUGGGAUUUUAUCCCAGAGAACUCCAAGAAAGCCUUCCAGCAGAGCCACAUCGUGUACUUUGAGCUGGAUCUCACUGACCCCUACACCAUCUCAGCUCUCACCAGCUGCCAACUCCUGCCGCAGGGGAAGAACCUCCAAGAUGUGUUGCCCCGAGACAUCUACCGCCGGCUGAAGCGGCACCUGGAGUAUGUCAAGCUGAUGAUGCCAUCCUGGAUGACCCCAGACCAACGGGGCAAAGGGCUGUAUGCAGACUACCUCUUCAAUGCCAUUGCUGGCAACUGGGAGCAGAAGAGGCCAGUCUGGGUGAUGCUGAUGGUGAACUCCCUGACAGAGGUAGACAUCAAGUCACGAGGUGUGCCUGUUCUGGAUCUGUUCCUGGCCCAGGAAGCAGAGCGGCUGAGGAAGCAAACGGGCGCUGUGGAGAAAGUAGAAGAGCAAUGCCACCCGCUCAAUGGGCUGAACUUCUCCCAGGUGGUCUUUGCUUUGAAUCAGACUCUCUUGCAGCAGGAGAGCCUCCGAGCAGGCAGUUUCCAGAUCCCCUAUACAACAGAAGACCUUAUCAAGCAUUACAACUGUGGGGACCUCAGCUCCAUCAUCUUCAACCAUGACACUUCUCAAGUCCCAAAUUUCAUUAAUGCUACACUUCCAGCCCAUGAACGCAUUACUGCCCAAGAAAUAGACAGCUACUUCCGGCAGGAGCUCAUCUACAAACGCAAUGAGCGAAUGGGCAGGAGGGUGAAGGACCUGCUAGAAGAGCACCCAGACAAGAGUUUCUUCUUUGCAUUUGGAGCUGGUCACUUCAUGGGCAACAACACAGUGAUUGAUGUUUUAAGGAGAGAAGGGUACGAGGUAGAACACACUCCAGCUGGACAAGCCAUCAACAACCAAAAAUCUCCCAAAACCUUGUUAGCCUUUUCAUCAUCACACAGUCCCUAUGUCAUGUCCCAUGAGCUCCCAGUGCACCCCGAGGAAGAGGAGGAGGAAGAGUUCCUGCCUCACCUGCUAUUCCCUGACAGCACUGAUGUGCUCAUGAAAGUAGACAGGAAGUACAAAAAGAAGAAGAAAAAGCAGCAGAAGAAGCAAAAACUGCGACAAUUUAAUGACCUCUGGGUUCGCCUAGAAGAAAGUGCUACUGAUCCUCCUCCGCGGAUCCGCAUCAUUAAUGGCUACAUCACGGUCGAGCCCCAGCCCCGGGGCCAUGGGCGCUCCAGCCACACUCACGCAGACACCAGCAGUGCUCACCAGAUUUCCCAUUCUCUCUUCCUUCCACUACUGAGUUUGACUUUGCAUAAGAUAAUGCUUCACUGAAACACAGGAGGACCCAAGCUGCAAGACUCUUGCCUUAAAAAUCAAAAAAGAAACUUACGCAAAAAAGAAACUUAUGCAAAAAAGAAAUAGAAGACUAUGAGUGGGACACCCAUUCUUUGGGGUGUUCUUAAACUGCCUCCUUUUCCUGAGUCCGGAUCAUUAACUCUAUUAACUGGUUUGACCUUCCCAAUAGAGGAGAAGAUAUUUUAAUGAAAGUGUUAUUUAUCCUUCUCUUGCAGAAGAAUGAUUUCAUGUUAUCCCAUAAUACUUUGGGGAGAUUAUAAUGCCGCUAUAACAUAGCUGUUGUUUAGCUGUUCGAGCCAAAUUAAAGUACAUAUUUUCCACCUUCAGUGCUUUGUAAAAAGAUUUAUAUACCACUGACUUGUCUAUUAGGGCAGAAUAUUUUGAUCACAUGAGCACAGCUGGGAAAGAGAGUCGGUACUUUAUGUCUCUACUGGUAAUACUUUUAAUUGUUGCUUGCUAGGACUCCAGAUUGCAUAUAGAGGUUCGUGACAACACCUGCAGUAGAAUAAACCAGUGAACACUUGUGAACAGAAUGUGUCUGCAGUCUGUUUGAUGCUAUUUAAGAUGGGUACCCCUGAACCUCUAGUCGCCAAGAAAGACUCAUAAGUGCAAAGUAAUAUACAUUUAAGAAAAAAAACAAUUCUGUGGGAACUUCACAAAUCAUAAUGUUGGAGUCUCUCAAAAAGUUCUCAAGAGGUGAUUUUCACAAUUAAGACUAAAUUCUAGAAAAUUCUUUCAAGUUUUCUACUAAGUUCAUAGCUAAGACUUUCCAAAUUGUUUUAAGUCCUUUGCUGUCUCUGUGUUGUUGAUUAGUGAACGUAAAGAAGCUUGGAAGUGGUGAUGAAUUUUCUGUCUUUGUACAGGACAUUCUCUUGUGAUCACACUUAAUUUAUGAGCAAUAUUUCACCCCCAUCUCUUAGCAGGGUUUCAUUGCCUGGGAAGAUGUCUUAAGUUUCACCCAUGGGUGAACUUAGAGCCACUGUGUGGAGCUUAGUGACUUGGAAAGAUAGUAAUCAUCUAUCCCAGUGAGACAACAAACCUUCAGGUUUCCUUUCUCUAUGCCUUUACACAAACUUCACUGCUUUUUCCAUUGACUGUAAAAAGUAGUUCUUUUUCGUAGCUUUCUGUAGAACGUCAGAGGAGGAACAACAAAGGUUCCAGCUUUCCUAACAGGAUUUUCAUCUCUUGAUCUCAAAUUUCAGUUCAUUUCUGGAAAGGCUGAACCUGAAAAUAGCCUCUCUUUGCUGAGGAAAACAGAGAAAGGAGAGGCUAAGUGCCACAGUUAGCAGCAGCGUUGUGAGGAAUUAAAUAUAUCUGGGCUAGAGUAGAAGACAGCACCAUCUCAUUGUGUAUUCCUUCUUACACAUAGUACUGCAAGACUUGGAGUACCUGAAUGCAUUAUGUCUUCCUUAGCUUUCACAGCAGCCAGGCUGACGAUGUAUUCUCAUCAUCAGAAGAGCUGGCAAGUAAUGUCUCAACAGUUCAUCACCUAGUCAGCAGGAAUGGAAGCUGAUAAUCCAUGAAGUGUUUAGGUGUGAAGGAAUACACAAUAAAUUGCCCAGGAAUUAUGAUCUCAAUGAUGAAGUACAGUGCAGAGAUUGGUUUACAGCCUGAAAAUUGACCAAAAAACCCUUUCCAAAAUUUCAGUAGCAGCUGCUAAAAGAAGUUGAAUAUUCUUCAAAUGUCCAGUACUUUACUGAAUUUAUCUGCUUUGACUAGUCUGCUUUCUCUACUAAUGUUUUCAAGCUUUACAUGGAAUUUCUUGCACCUUAAUUUCAUUAAAACCCAAAU